Messenger RNA from Coregonus sp. 'balchen', 10250 nucleotides. The record is from the annotation of a GenBank genome assembly. Lineage: Eukaryota; Metazoa; Chordata; Actinopteri; Salmoniformes; Salmonidae.
AGAGAGAGAGAGAGAGCUUUACCGCAGUAUCACUACAUUUCUGCAUCACUCAUCAAAACUCUGCGGCAUGCUAACUAGAUCUGGGGGAGGGCAGAUACCGGUUUUGUGCUGAGUGUAGUGUCAACACCACCGUCGUUUAGUAUACAUUGACUGUAAUUAGAUACAGUAGCACGGAGCCGCCGGAUUGUUCAUCCUUUUCUUUCAAACAGCUCGUCAUUUGUGCGCUCGAUAACGACUUUCUGCAGCCUAUCUGAGUAAGAUAUUUAACAUCUCACCAAAACGCCUAUUACAUUAGGUUAUAACGCCCGGUAACAGUCCGUGGAUUAAAGAAAUCUAGCAAAAUGUCAAAGGAUGCUGAGAAGAGCACUUGGAAGGACUUCAUAUGGAACUCCAGGACGCGAGAAUUUUGUGGCAGGACAGGGAGCAGCUGGGGUGAGUCUUCUACCUAGUAAUGGUCGCCUGCAGCAAUGCAGCACAGAUGGCCCCUCUACCUCUAACACAGGGAUGGGCAACUCCAGUCCUCGGGGACCGGAGUGGUGUCACACUUUCCCCCCCAUCCCUAGCAAACACAGCUGAUUAAACUAAUUGCACUCUAAACUGAAUAUGAUUAGUUGAUUAUUGAAGUCAGGUGUGUUAGCUGGGGCUGGGGCAAAAGUGUGACACCAGUCAGGCCCCGGAGGACUGGAGUUGCGCAUCCCUGCAAAAUAGCAGGUCCGCAGCACCUUCUAGUUAGCUGCAGGCUUCACAAUGAUGUCAUGAGCACCCUUUAAUUGUGCUGCUUGAAUACUUAUUAAUGCGUAAAGAGUAAAUGAAUGUGACCAGGCAGAAAUGUAAAAUGUGUGUAGGCUGGCCUAGCCUACAAAGUGUAGCAUUCAAUGCGCAAUUUGAAGCCGCUGCCUCACCCCAGCGAUCACUUAAUGAGAUUGGUCGCUGUCCAGUGCAAGGCGGUGCUGACAUUCAAAUGCGGCAUUAUGUGUGGAUUGCCGGCAUUAUUCUCUUUCAUUUAUUCAUUUAUGCCACUUAGUUUUCCUGCGCAAUGCGUCUGGACAUAAGGGUGGAGGCAGUGCCAAUAUAUGAAAUUAAUAUGCCAGUGCACACCAUUUUAAUACUAUUCUCUGCUGUAGCCUACUUUUUAAAGGCUACAGUAGGCCUCUUUAUAUUUAAUUAUCUUUACUUAAUCUGUCUUCUGGCGCAGAGCACCCCUUCCUGAGAUGUGAGGGCCAGUUGUUACUUCAAAUAGCGUCAGAAUUGAUUAGCCUGACCUGUUAUUAACUUGAAUAGGCUUUACAAAACGCAAAUGUAGUGGAUUUGCGGCAUUCAGUUCAACUAUAGGCUAUUUGCAAUCAAUGUUACAAUGCAGGUUUUGUUUCAAUGAAGAAUCAAAUUGAUAAGACUAAAGUUGUAUCAUCUGCUAAGUGUCAAGAUCAGCACGAUAAUCUGCACUGACAAGAUCUGAAAUAAGAUAUGGUAAUGUAGUCUAACAUCUGAGAUUUUAAGAGAUGACCACAACAUUAUAACUUGUGCACUUUUUCAACGCCCUUAAUAACCUGCAACUAUUUCAAAUGGCUCUUUUCUAAUGACAUUGAGGCGUUUUAAUCUGGUUAAAGCCGAGGGCCACAUUCUAUUUGCAUCACCUCCAACCCCCCAGCCCUCCCCUCUCUUAGUGUGAGUAAAUCAGUGCAGGAUUUAAUCCUAAUCUAAUGACUUCAUUGGCUGGCCAGCCGAGUAUCAAUUGUAGUUGUCCAAUCAAACUGUAUACAUUUCAGAACAUUCCCUUUAAUUGAUUACAUUUAAUGUAAAUGCAAUGAUUUGAGAUGUCACACACACACACACACACACACACACACACACACACACACACAUACCUAGCAUUUCACAUUUCCACAAGAAAUGGUGCCCUUGCUAAGAUAUUCAUGAAUGGAGAGAAAUGUAAGUCAUAGGCCUACUGAGUGGGGUGAUCACUGACUGUAGUUUCCUAUGCAGUAAUUUUCCCAGAAUGCACUCCUUCAUCCAGCUCAGUGUGUCCCAUAUGCUUUGAGGACUGGUGGCCUGGUUAAGCUGCGCUCUCUAAGGCUUGCUAAUUAGGCUAUUUCUGUAGUGAGCCAAAACGUGUAUAGCCUAUACAUGGUCCCUGAACAUAGUACAUCCUCAUUACCUGUCUGGGCCUAGGUGAUCUAGGUAUCCAGGUGCUAGUCUACAUGCAGCUUUCUUUUAAUCAGCCCUGACCUCCUCCACAGCCCACAGAACAAAGAUGGAGACAUAGAGGACCCACACCAAUCUGAUGCACACAGUACUCUAGCUAGUGUAAUGGACACUGUUUCCACUGAUAGCGCACACUGCUUAGAUUAGAUGGGGUAGAAAAUCAGCCUAAUCAGGGUGGCACUACUGUUCAUUGUGGAAAUGCAAGUGUGUUUGUGUGUGUGUGUGUGUGUGUGUGUGUUUGUGUAUGUGUGUGUGUGUGUGUGUGUGUUUGUGUGUGUGUGUCGCACAAUUAUGGAAAUAGUUCUUAGAUCCAUGGGCAAUUUCAAAAGUACAUGAAUAUUAAAACAGCCAUAGCACAUACAUAUUCUUUUAUCCUUACCACUUUUUCCAUUCAAAGCUUCUUGUUUGAUAACCCAGCUUCAAAACAGUGUCCACUGCGUUUGAACACUAUCCCAAUCAAACAAACAAAAAAGAAAAGAGACACCUUUUAAAAGGCGUCCAUGUUGCCAUUGUAGGAGGGAAAGCCCCGCCAUUUUGUUCUUUGCUUUCAACUCUCCCUGUGAUGGGGGGAUGAAAAGAGAGAGGCAGAGGAAGAAUGAAAGAGAGAGGGCAUGGUGAUGAGAGGUCAGGCAGGACAGCCAGUGAACUGGACACCCUCCUGGUGUGGCCAGGGGAAGGUGACCCUCUCUACACUCCUCUUGACCCUCUCUCUCGGUCUGCACACAACACCCAGUCUGUCUCCCCAUAGGGAUGGGUGGUAUCUGUGGUCACCAUGACGCCCCAUAAUGUUAGAUCAGAUAAAUAAUGUCAGGUCCCCCUCCCUGAUGAUAGUCCCUCCCGGCAUUGGUUGGACCAGAGCCAGGGCUAGACCCAGGGCUUGUACCGUAUCUGUGAUGACUCAGCAGGGUUUGUCCUUCCAACACACUAUGUACCACAGCUCCCUAUCUCUCUUCACCACAUCUCACCCUACCCCACAGGAUGCCGCUCUGCUCUCCUCUCAUCUUACGCUCCUCUCUAUAAGGUUACAUAUCUACGUAGAUCCCCUCACCCUGGGGACUGGCAGACAGACACACUUACACAUUCACUCUCACUCACCAAGAAGCUCUGGUGUUUGCAACUUUAUCCCAUGGAGGAGCUUCCUCUUGCUAUUUGGUUAUGGAUCCUUGUAAGCCUGGCUGCGCUGUGAGGCCCAUGGCUCCACACAGCUCUAGGCCUGCUGACAGAGGAAGCCCUCAUGGUGGUCUUUGACAGGGCCCAGGUGUGGAGCUCCACAAUGGGGCCCAUCUAGCAGAGACACAGCAGGCCUACACCCCAGGACUGGUCUCAGGUGACCAUGCUGAGAUGGCAGAGGAAGGGAAGGAGGGCUACUGAUAGGCUCAGUCAACUCACCUGUUUUAUUCAUUAUAUUUUACACUAAUUGUGUAUCUCACAUCCUGUAUGACCAUAUAAUGUUUAGCAGCUGAGGUGAUUUUAUGUUAUCAACCCAACAGAAUGGUUCAAUAGCUGCCCGUUCCCUUGGGCCCAAUGCUGAUAUGUUACCGUGUUGGUUUGGUCUCCAUACGGUUUGUGUCAGUGGGAUACUGUACAUGGCAGCUAAUCCCCUGACCCCCUGCCCUAAUCUCCAGGGGUCUUCUCUCCUCCUCCCCUGUCCCCUUCUGUCACCACUCCUCUCUCCUUCUAUUUUACCCUCCCCCUCAUCUCGGCUCUUUCCCUCAUUGUUAGUGUUACUUGAUAAUUAAUUUGGACAAAGACCAGACAUUCAAUCCUGGAUUAAUCAGCCUUGUUUAAGACUGGGGGGAGGACGUGUGUCUUUAUGUGCAGGUUGUGUGUUGUCGGUAGUGUGAGUUCAGACAUGUAUGGAGAAGUGUGCAUGUCCAAUUAAUGUUUCCAUAAAUAGAUAGAUAUUCAAUAUCCAUUAAACAUAUUUUUUUCUAGUUAUAAAAAUGUGUACUGUGUGUUUGAGAGAGAGAGAGGGCGAGAGAGAUAGAUAGAGAGAUAUAUAUACUAUAGAAGGAAGUAGAGGCUUCUAGUUUGAGGUAAAGAGGAUUACUCCUCACCUCCUGUAUCUUUUCACAUAUUUGAUCGUUGGCACGGUAUAGUGUGAUAAAUACAGAGAGAGUGGUAUAGUGUGAUAAAUACAGAGAGAGUGGUAUAGUGUGAUAAAUACAGAGAGAGUGGUAUAGUGUGAUAAAUACAGAGAGAGUGGUAUAGUGUGAUAAAUACAGAGAAAGUGACCAAAUAAUGACUUGGAUCAUAGACAACAUAGCACCUACUCUACAUUACCUUUUCACUUUUCAGCUUUUCAGGCUUUGUUAUAACAUAGGGCAAAUCAUAAAUGGCACCCUGUUCCGUAUAAGUGGGAAAUAUGGAAUGUCCAUAAUCUGACAUAACCCCACUGUAUAGGUAAUUGAGUGUCAUUUUGAGUAUAGCCCUAUUUUGUUGAAUGUUCCGUUUCCUAUGAUCUAGUAUGAUGUUAAUGCUGUAUCUGUGUGCUGGUUGUGUCUCCCUCCUCAGGCCUCAUCCUGCUGUUCUACCUAGUGUUCUACAUCUUCCUAGCAGGCAUGUUCUGCCUCACCAUGUACGUCAUGCUGCAGACCUUGGAUGACCAUAAACCCACCUGGCAGGACAGGCUUGGCACACCAGGUAUGAUGAACUAACACCCCAAUACCACAUUCUAAGAGGUUUUGAUACACUAAAACUUCAGAAUUCAAGGUAACAUUUUGACAAGUCUCUUCACAACUGCUACUGUAUAGCCAGGACCAGCCUUGAACAAUCACACAUAGUCUAGUAUCCAUGUGAUGUAGGCUAAAAGCCCUCCCCAUCUUCUCUCUCUCUGUUCUGCAGGCAUGAUGAUCAGACCCAGGGGAGAGGCGAUGGAGAUCAUCUAUAACACCCACAACACUGAGAGCUGGGACAUGUACGCCAAGACCCUGGACAACUUCCUCUCCCGUGAGUCUGUCUGUCUGUCAGCUUGUCUCUGCCUCUUUACCGCCACAUAAUUACAUUUCUAUUAUAGAAAACAACAUGGUGAAACUGUAUUUCUCUCCCAUCCAGCCUACAACAACUCUCUGCAGGCUGAGAAGAAUGAAGAGUGCACACCGGACCAGUACUUUGUUCAGGCAGACAGUGGUGAUGUGAAGAACAACCCCAAGCGCUCCUGCCAGUUCAACCGCACCUUUCUAGAAGAAUGCUCUGGCCUCGAUGACCAUACCUAUGGAUACCAGGCUGGCAAACCAUGCAUCAUCAUCAAGCUGAACCGGGUAUGGGAGAAGCAGAGAGUAGAGGGGGGCUGGGGAGGGAAGAACUUGUGGUGAUGCUAGGAGAUGAGUAAGGGAGAGGGGGAUGGAGCAGUCAUGUAAAUGGUUUGGAGCCUGGAAGAGAUCAUACCAAUUAAGUACAAACAAUGUUGGAAAUUUUUUAUAUUGUUAUAUUGACAAUCACAACAAUGAUCAGUUGAAUGGAUUCGCUUUAAGGAGGGAUGAAGUGGGGAUGGUGGUGGAACUCCCAGGUUAACGCAUGUCUGUCUGUCUGUCUGUAUUCUAGGUCAUUGGGAUGUUGCCAGGAAAGGAUGGCCAGGCUCCAUUUGUCACCUGUGGAGCGAAGGUGAGCCUCUCUCUCUUUCAGUCCUAAGAUCUAUAUCUAUCAGAGAGACUAUAUCUAUAAUCUAUUUAUUCUCUCUCUCUCUCUAUCUGGUCUCAGAUAUUGGUCUCUCAUGGUUCUAUGUCUCUUCUCUCUCUGGUAUCUCUAUUUCUCUGAGUACUCUAUCGAUCUCUCUCUCUUCUCUGGUAUCUCUCUCUAUCUCUCUCUCUCUCUCUCUCGUCGUCUCUCUCUACUCUCGGUCUCUCUCUCUGGUCUUCUAUCUGUCUUUCGUUCUCUCUCUCUCUCAUCUCUCUCUCUCUCUCUCUCUCUCUCCUCUCUCUUCUCUCUCUCUCUCUCUCUCUCUAUCUAUCUCUCUCUCUCUCUCAGAAUUAACCCAUCAUGUCUCUUGUUCUCAUCUAUGUCCCCCAUUACCUUCCUUUAUGUCUGUGUCUGUGUUGCAUGAUACAAUGUCAUUUCAUCAUUUCAUACCAUAUGUGUAUGUUGUUGUUGCUGUUCUCUUCUUUUCUUUUCUGUUACCAUCCAUUCUGUCCUUCCACUCUCAGAGGUACAAAGUUGGCAAAGAUGAAUGGGUAAGGGUGCCACUGUAGUGACUGUUGUGACAGAUAGAGAAGUAGAUAUGUUGUGUAUAGUUGCUAGUGCUACACUAGUACCCUCAUCUUUUUAUAUUCCAAGAUAUAGAGGUUCAAUAGCUUUAUUGCAUAGCAUAUACAGGUAGACUCAAUGGCUAAAGUAAAUGUAAAUAAAUAGUCUACUCUAAUUGUCAUGGUGUCCUUUCAAAGCUCAUCCACUUCUUCAGAUUGGGCAGUCUUUCCCUGCUCGCCCACACACUUCCGACAGAACAUGGUCUAACAUGCUCUAACUAAUGGCCUUGAUCCUCUGCCCCUGCAGAAAGAAGACUCUGAUAAGAUUGGAGAGGUGGCGUACUACCCUGAAAAUGGUACCUUCAACCUCAUGUACUACCCUUACUAUGGCAAGAAAGCUCAGGUGAGAAUCCUCCAAUACCAACCUGCCAACACUCAGAAAUCAUCACUUAUAAACCUCUGUUUUAUGGUUAGAUGAACUCAUCUUAGUGUUCCAAUGUCAUUUCUAAUGUUAUUACGCAUUAUUUUGCCUGUGCUUUCAACACGUUAUAGAUAAAUGUUGCUGAAAAAGAAUUCUGAAAGCUUCUGUAACAAUAUCUUUAAAAUGUUAACUACUCCCAGGUGAACUACUCCCAGCCGCUGGUUGCCAUCAAGUUCCUUAACAUGACCCUCAAUGAAGACAUCAACAUCGAGUGCAGGAUCAUCUCCAACAACAUUCCUCCUGGGAGUGAAAGAGACAAGUUUGCUGGGAAAGUGUCUUUCAAGCUGAGGAUCAACACUAAAAACUAAAUGUACAUUCUCUUUCUCUCGCUAACAUGCCCACCCACCUCUACCUUCUGUGCACAGGUACACACACACAUACAGGGACAGAUAACAGAAUUAACACCCUCCGUUUGACGAAUAGAACAUGUUUACAACUUCCAUUUACCCUAGAUUUCGGGCAUUGUAUGUCCAGUGGAGUGAUGAUGUCAGAAUGGUGGAGUAAAAGGGUGGUAAUUCUGUCUCUGUUUCUGUGUGUGAACUUUGAUUAUUUUCUGUAAAUUAGUUUGACGUGAAGUCUAUUUAUACUGCAUGACUAACUAGGGGAUAGAGUGGACAUAAACAUGUAUGAUUUCAAAGUUUGCAAGGAGAAGCAACGCCUCUUACCAGUUUAUUGUUGCUCCUUCAUUGCUGCCUCCCUAUAGAGUGCCCCUCUAUAUACGAAUAUACACAAAAUACAAUACAAAACGUGUAUAUCUAUUUAUAUAUCAUAAUCUUAUAUCAGUAUGUCUAUUUUGUUGCACUUAAAAAUUAUCCAACAGCUAAAACAUAUGAUGAAAAAACAUAUUUUUGUGGAUGAAUGCAGAGAUGGAGUCAUUUUGCAUGUGUGUAUUGUCUUUAGUGUGCUAAGAAGGUGGGAGGCCCCAUGUCUCAGCUCUCUGCUCUGCUAUGUGUGAAUUAUAAACAAGGCAAUGUUCAACUGCUGGCCACCAGGAGGGACCACACUGCACUCUGCAGUGAUCAUCCAAUUUAACCCAUAAGAAGAUAGCAUCUCCAACAUGGGGAGUUAUAGAGGUCAAGACCUUUGUCUGUGUAUGUGUGUGCGUGUGUAUGUUUGUAUGUAUGUGUGUGAGUAUGUACUGUAUGUUUGUUUGUUUGUAUGACCAAAUUCCAUUUGCAAGACAGAAUGCAUACUGUAGGUCGGGAAGUUGCAUAUGCAAUGUGCAAUAUUCAUUAAGAGUGACACAUCAUGCACAUUCUACACAUUAAACAGGACUAUUUUGUCAUAAACACUUGAAUUGCACAUAGUCAUAAAUCGGAUUAGGCUUCCAUAACAUCAAUUUACACUACGUUGUUACAUGGUUUAUGUUCACAGCUGUAUUCCUACAGCUCAAGGCGUAGGGCUAGUUUGUUUGUUCAUAGCUUUUUGCUUGUACAUCGCAUCUAUUGAUAUGCUCCUGUACAUAUCAGAAAGAGAUGCCAUUCUUCUAUUUUGUAUUGAUUUGCACUGGUUUGUGUUUUUCUUGUGAAGAGGAGAUGCUUAUGGUUCUGUGGAGAAGGAAAAAUAUAGAGAGAGUUUGUUUUGUUUCUACGUUUGUUUAAAUGUAUAUUCAAAAAUGUCGGACCAACUUCAUCAGUUGUACAUGACAUGUUACUGCUGUAAUAGUGCAUCUUAGUUUGAAGGCUGUCUCCAACCUCUCUGAGUACAUCGGCCAGAAUGUCUGGAAGGCUGGUUUGGUGAUAACGGUCAUUUGUUUGAUUUAUUUUUAUAUUGGUAGGAUUCUCUGCCAUUACAUUGCUUUAAAAAGGGUGCAACAGACCAACCAACCUUGUAGUUGGAGGCUGUACUAUAUCUAAAAGCACCUACAGUUGAGCAUGUGCAAGAGCAUUUAUGAACUUGCUCUAGCAUGAUGGUCAAUGUGCUGGCGCACAGAUGCCCUGGAUGUGCUGCUGACUUGGGGCUGGAUUCAAUCCGUAACGCUAAACUUCGGCAAUACUUAUUGAAUCCAGCCCUUGAUUAGGUACACCUAAUGAGAAAAGCCCAUCUAUCAGUUGAGGAAUCUGUGGAUCUGAGCGAGUGCUGCUGAACCUUGGCUGUGACAUUGUGGCAAUGUGACUCUGAUCCUGCUACGACGUCAUAGCGACACUUUUAGAACACUAGCAUCUGUUCACUCAGUUUAAGGGUUGGGUUGACUUUUAGGGCCUGUUCUUCUCUCAGUCAGUAUAAGGUGUAUAUCAAUACAUUCUCCUUCAUUUUGGUUGAAGUUGCGCCUCAGUAAUAUCAUCAUCGUCAAGACUUGACAGUGUAAUAAUAAUCAUUAUAUAAAUAAUCGGUUUUGUUUGAUAGCUGUAUAAUACACGUUGAUGAUUGACUGAACAAAGUCAAUUCACUCCAAGCUGAACAUGCAUGUUGCAUGUGGCCUACCAAUAGUCUUUGUUUUUGACAUUGUGAAACAAUGGAGUGAACAGUGCUACUUCCUCGUUAGCAUUCCUGCUCCACUCAGUCUGCUUCGCAUGCUGAGAUUUCACUGUAAUCUCUUAAUCUGGUCAGAUAAUCCAGAGCAGGUACUCUACUUUAUCCUCUCUUUGUAGUUCCUCUUUCUUGUGUCAACCCCCACUCCCCCCCCCCCCCCCCCCCCCCCCCCAACACCACCCCCUUUCUCUCUUUUGUCCACACAAAGACAAACACACACAGACACACACACACAUAUAGAAUCAUCCACCCUUUCUGUUAAAAUAUGUCAGGUGAGGAAUGACUACGGUAUGUGCUUGGUUCUACAGUUAUUUUAAGGUCUAUAUUAUUAUUAACAUGUUUUUAUCCAUGUGACCCAUGUAUUGCCAUGUUGUAUCACAAUAUGUUUUGUCCCAUGAGCCCAUUCCAUUCACAAUUCAAUCUACAAGUAAAUGUGUAUCCAUGGUGUGUAUCCAUGAUGUGUGUAGCCACGCAAAUACAUGUAUGUGGAUAUAUUCCAAUUGUAAAAUGAAUGCUUUUCUUUUCUGCAUACAAUAGUAGUCCUGUCACAUUCCCUCCAACCAAAGAUAUUCAUUAUCAUUUUAACAGUAUGAAAUAAUCAUGCUGCAACUACAGACCACAGAUCUCUAAGAGAAAGGGUUUCAUUUAUGAAGGAUGAAGGAUGUCCUAUUCUUAGAUAAUGCUACACACAGAAGGAGCAGGUUUCACUAAAUGACAACAGUGCCUCCUGGUGGACAGAUUUGUUGUUCACCAGUAUCGCCGAAUGUUAUUUAAUGUUAUCUCCAUAUAUUUGUUUUUAUAUGAUAAUUUGGAGACGUCUUAAAAAAGCAAUAUAUUUAUUUCCUGUGUUGCUGAUGAUGUAUUUAUUAUUGGAAUGGCUGUAACAACUUUAUAGUAACAUAAAUCAUCAAGAG